Messenger RNA from Parastagonospora nodorum SN15, 969 nucleotides. RefSeq lists its product as hypothetical. The transcript has a single exon. The record is from RefSeq and is a predicted model, not a curated record. Bases 1 to 969 code for a protein of 322 amino acids. NCBI's taxonomy places the organism in Eukaryota, Fungi, Ascomycota, Dothideomycetes, Pleosporales, Phaeosphaeriaceae.
AUGUCUACUCCUACCUCACCCCAACUCGAUCGGGUCCGCGACACCAUGAGCUUCUCCAACAUCCUCACAUCCCUGCCUGCCUCUGCAGCCUCUCCUGACUCCUCCACCGACGUCACCGUGGACGCGGCAGCCCUGACCCCGCCCUUCACCCCCACCAAGAGUGGCGUCUGUACCAAGGUCGAGGACGAUGCUGUUUCACCGGGUAAUGACACUGAGGCAUCAGACCUCACUCCGCUUCAGGCCGCUGAGCUGUUCGCUCCGGACCACGGCGAAGACCUGUCUGAUGAUGAGCGCGGUUUCGUCUGUAUGAACGACGAGAGCUCCCGCUGCGUUACAGGUCAGUAUACCAAGGAUCUAUCGCGCAAAGUCAUCUCCGACCACUUCGGCCGCAACAAGGCUUGCACUCGCGACAUAGACUCGUGGCCGCUAUUUUGCCGAAAGCACUACCAGCGUGCAACCUACAACAAGGACCUCUGGCAGAUCCGCAAGCUGAACCUCAUCUACCGGCAAUUCGAAGUCAUCGAGAAAGAGUUCCCCGGCACGACCUACAACAUCACCCUCAAGAAGUCUGAGGCGGCCCGCCUUGAGAAAUACUGUCUCAUGGUCAUGUCUGGCCGGUCUGUGGCGGACGCUGCGAUAGCGGCAGUCGCUUCAGUCAAGGGCAAGCACUUUGAGGCGCCUAUUGAGAUCCUCCGCGAGCUUUACAUGGAUAUGGGUGAUGGCAAGAGCCUCGAAGAGGUCAAGGAUGUCGUCGAGAAGAUCCACCAGCAGAUCACUGAGGGCUCUACGGCACAAGUCCCCUCUAUCGAGUUCCUUCCUAACCUGCGCGGCACGAAAGGCUCGCCCAAGAAGGCUCCCAAGACUCCCGAGCCCAAGAAGCCCCGCGCUGCAAAGACACCAACCUCCAAGGGCACUCCCGGCCGUGUCUCCGCCAAGGGCUCCGUCAAGAAGCCUGCUCAGAAGGCUUAG